AUGGAGCAGCCCGAAUCGAAUCCAACAUUUUGUACAAAUAAUUGUGGAUUUUAUGGUUCAUCACAGUUUGAAGGAAUGUGCUCAAAAUGUUAUCGUGAGCAGGUCGAUCGUUCAUAUCAUACUGGUCCAGCAAAUUCAUGUACUAGUUAUUAUUCAUCUUCCAAUACAUCUUUGCCACCUCAAAGUCUCCUUCAAAAUGAAGAUGUUAUGGAACAUGAAAUUCAUCCAAUUGAACAUGAUAACAGUAAAGAACAAUUAGACGAAGAAAAUGAUACUAGUCUUCUACAUCAUGUUGCAUCAGCACCUACAAUAUCAAGUACUACAAUAAAUCUACCUACGACUAUUGUAGAAACACACUCCCUAACUGCCUCUCCUACAAAUUCAUCCAGUCCGGAUAAGAAAAAACGCAAUCGAUGUACAUGGGAAACUUGUAAUAAAAAACUUGGAUUAACUGGUUUUGAUUGCCGUUGUGGUGGUCAAUUCUGUUCGUUACAUCGUUAUGCAAAUGAACAUAAUUGUACAUUUGAUUAUAAAGAACAUGGUCAAAAUGAAAUAAGAAAAAAUAUGCCUGUUGUACAAGCUGAACGUGUUCGAAGAAUUUAA
Molecule: messenger RNA, 603 nt
Organism: Adineta steineri
Lineage: Eukaryota; Metazoa; Rotifera; Eurotatoria; Adinetida; Adinetidae
Source: the annotation of a GenBank genome assembly